Messenger RNA from Naegleria gruberi, 912 nucleotides. RefSeq lists its product as uncharacterized. The record is from RefSeq and is a predicted model, not a curated record. The coding region runs from base 1 to 912 and encodes 303 amino acids. Lineage: Eukaryota; Heterolobosea; Eutetramitea; Acrasida; Naegleriidae. The transcript has a single exon.
AUGAUGACUACAACACCGAAUGUUGAUAUAAUGAUGGUUGGAAAUACACAACAACAACAACAAUAUUCCACCAAUAAUCAAUCACAGGUACAUAACUUUAUUAACGAUCCCAAUGAUUGGAAAUUAAAAGUAGUUUCUGGACAAUUUCGUGAUGAAGAUUUAAUUAAUAAUCAAAUUGAGUCAGAUGAUGAUGAUGGUCUUUAUAGUGAUCAUCAAUUAACAAUGGAUGAUGAUUCAGAUGAUGAUGCUUUUUUUGGAGGAAGACAACGUAACAGCCAAAUUGUCAUUACUCAUGGCAAACAUGAUUUGGAUUCUUCUUCAUCAGAUGAGGAAGAGGAAGAACAUGCCAAAUCACCUAAGAAGAUGAAAUCUUUUAGAAUGGGACAAGAUGAGGAAGAGGAACUUGAUACUCCUGCCUUUCAACAUGUCAAUUCAAUUCGUAUGAAUCAUCCCUUCUAUCAAAAGUAUGGAGAUGCUGAGAGUGGAAUAACAACUGAUGCUGCUUCACAACAACCAAUUAUUCAACAACAAUCUAUCAUUCUAUCACCUUCUUCACCUAUUGACAGUAAACAACAACAACAAUUGAAUAAUAAUAAUACAAAGAAUGAUGAACAAGAGAAACAACAAGAAUUAACAACAACAACAACAACAUCAAUUCCAGAUUGCUCAUCAGACUCAUCAGAAUCAUCAGGUUUUAAUAAUGAAGUGGUGUCAUCAUCACUUAAAGGAAGUGUGGAGCAAACGUCUACAUUUGUUCCGACAUUGUCCUCUAAACACGAUGCAACUAUUCCACAACAGCAACAACAACAAUCACUAACACAAAACACAGCAACAGUUCCAACAAUAAUAACCGAAGUUGUUGAAUUUCAACAACCUAUCAUCACCAACAACAACAAACAAACAGAAGAAUAA